Molecule: messenger RNA, 1971 nt
Organism: Melitaea cinxia (Glanville fritillary)
Lineage: Eukaryota; Metazoa; Arthropoda; Insecta; Lepidoptera; Nymphalidae
Product: cationic amino acid transporter 4
Exons: 6
Coding region: 1-1971 (656 amino acids)
Biological process (GO): amino acid transport; transmembrane transport
Cellular component (GO): plasma membrane
Molecular function (GO): amino acid transmembrane transporter activity
Source: RefSeq, a predicted model, not a curated record
AUGCCGGGAGCCAGGCAUAAAAUCCUGGGUCAUGUACUCUCAGGAUUUUGUCAUAAAAUGAACCGACGCAAACCUCUUUAUGGAGACUCCUUGGAUACUCCACUCAAUCGUUGCCUUACCACUUUUGAUAUUACUUUGCUGGGUGUGGGUCAUAUGGUUGGAGCUGGUAUCUAUGUACUGACGGGAGCUGUGGCUCGAAACAUGGCGGGACCGGCUACAGCGCUAAGUUUCCUCUUAGCCGGUAUUACUUCUACGCUAGCUGCCCUGUGUUAUGCGGAAUUCGGGACUAGAAUACCAAGGGCUGGAAGUGCAUAUGCUUAUACUUAUGUUAGCAUUGGAGAGUUUUGGGCCUUUAUUAUAGGUUGGAAUAUUGUUCUCGAAUACAUGAUAGGCGCUGCUUCAGUAGCACGAGCUUGGUCAGGGUAUUUAGAUGCUAUGCUCGAUGGUGCAAUCAGCAAUGCAACUAUAGCUGUGACGGGUGAUCUUCACGAGACAUUACUUAGUAGAUACCCCGACGUAUUAGCUUUUCUUAUAUGCAUUGUAGCAUCACUGAUAUUAGCAGUAGGUGUCAAAACUUCAGCCUAUAUCAACAAUGGACUUACAAUUUUAAACCUUAUAGUAAUUUCACUAGUAAUAUUUUUAGGAUUUUACUAUGCCGAUAUCAAUAACUGGUCCGAGAAGAAUGGUGGUUUCAUGCCUUUCGGUUUUAGUGGCGUUCUCGCUGGUGCAGCAACUUGCUUCUAUGCUUUUGUCGGUUUUGAUAGCAUAUCUGCAUCUAGUGAAGAAGCUAAGGAUCCUUCGCGAUCUAUACCUAUUGCAACCAUACUUUCAAUGGCAAUGGUAGCCUUCGGUUAUAUUCUUGUUGCUAUAUCUUUAACUUUGAUGGUUCCUUACACAAGUAUUAAUCCAGAUGCCGCUUUGCCAGCAGCGUUAGGUGCUGUACAUGCAGAUUGGGCAAAAUAUGCAGUUGCAGUUGGAGCUGUUUGUGGAAUGACUACUACUUUAUUAGGAUCUUUAUUCUCCUUACCGCGUUGUUUAUACGCCAUGUCAGCCGAUGGGCUUUUAUUUGGAUUCCUUAGCGAUGUUAACAAUAAAUCUCAAAUUCCUAUUUCAAAUCUUAUUAUAUCAGGGUUAUCAUCAGCCUUUAUCGCACUAUUAUUCGAUUUAGAGAAACUUGUUGAGUUUAUGUCAAUCGGUACAUUGUUAGCAUAUACGAUUGUGAGUGCAGCUGUUAUUAUUCUAAGAUAUAGACCAUCACCACCUUCGGAAGACAAGAUCUUUGGAUCACCACAUUUGGAUUCACCUAUCGAUAGAGAAGAUAGCUCUGCGACUGGUACUCCAGGGACCGAUGGAGGAUCUUCUUCUUCUGAGAUGUUUGAAGCUCUUACGGUCGGAAGGCUUCGAGUACAGUAUGCUUGGCUAGAGCCUCUUGUAGGCGGACGCGCACCGGGUAGCGCGGUCACAAGUUGCGUCUAUAUCUUCACUGUAGCGGCUGCAGCAUUAUGCGCCCACAACCACUUUCUAGCAGAACCUGCUGGAUUGUGGGCGUUAUUGCCGGAUUUUGUUCUGAGUUUCAUAAUUAUUGCUUGUUUGGUAAUAAUAUGGGCUCAUCAGCAGAGUCCUGUCCGUUUACCGUUCAGAGUGCCCUGGGUUCCCUUACUUCCGGCUGCUAGUGUCAUGCUCAACGUUGAAUUAAUGAUCAACCUCAAUGCACUUACUUGGGCACGCUUUACUAUUUGGAUGACUUUUGGUCUUCUCCUGUAUUUCCUGUACGGCAUCCACCACACCAAGCUGGGCGAGGGCGUCACAGGUUUGCUAUCUCGCUCUAACAGUGGUACCGCCCACAGUUGGGGCUCAGUCGAUAAAACUAGCUCGUUAGCGAGACGCGUCGGUAGAUUAGGCAAAGGCAGUAAGAGUGAUGAUCGUAAGCCGAUCAUAUGCGAGGAUGAGCUCGCUAGGCGGGAACCGUGA